AUGGAUCCCCCUAAAGUUCAAGCGCCUCAUUUAGUCAUUCCCAGCCCUAUUAUUCACAGAAGAAACAGAACCAAAUCCCAGUCAGAGAAUGCGGCGAACGCGGAACACGGAAAGGGAAAAAUUGUUUCAUUUUGUCGUGAGAAAGGUCAUGGCUUCAUAAAGCCGGAUGAUGGUGAGGAUUACCUGUUCGUGCAUGUCUUCGACUGCCCAGGCAAUACCAAUAUUCUGGAGACCACUUGGUACGUUCUUCAGUAUUUCGUCUACUUCGAAGUUGAAUACAUAACAUUGCUCGAUUCUGGUGGGGAACCGGACGAGCAAUACUGA
Echinostoma caproni is the source of this 324-nucleotide messenger RNA. The record is from the annotation of a GenBank genome assembly. Lineage: Eukaryota; Metazoa; Platyhelminthes; Trematoda; Plagiorchiida; Echinostomatidae.